Molecule: messenger RNA, 1518 nt
Organism: Anoplopoma fimbria (sablefish)
Lineage: Eukaryota; Metazoa; Chordata; Actinopteri; Perciformes; Anoplopomatidae
Gene: pax7a
Product: paired box 7a
Exons: 9
Coding region: 1-1518 (505 amino acids)
Biological process (GO): anatomical structure development; regulation of transcription by RNA polymerase II
Molecular function (GO): DNA-binding transcription factor activity, RNA polymerase II-specific; RNA polymerase II cis-regulatory region sequence-specific DNA binding
Source: RefSeq, a predicted model, not a curated record
AUGAUGGCUACUUUACCAGGAACGAUGCCUCGGAUGAUGCGCCCUGCGCCAGGCCAGAACUACCCCCGAACCGGCUUCCCCCUGGAAGUAUCCACCCCUCUGGGCCAGGGUAGAGUGAACCAGCUUGGCGGUGUGUUCAUCAACGGGAGGCCUCUGCCAAAUCACAUCCGACACAAGAUAGUGGAGAUGGCCCACCACGGCAUCCGACCCUGCGUAAUCUCGCGACAGCUGCGAGUUUCUCACGGUUGUGUCUCCAAGAUCCUCUGCCGAUACCAAGAGACCGGCUCCAUCCGCCCGGGAGCCAUAGGAGGCAGCAAGCCCAGGCAGGUGGCAACUCCUGACGUGGAGAAGCGGAUCGAGGAGUACAAGAGAGAAAACCCCGGUAUGUUCAGCUGGGAGAUCCGGGAUAAGCUGCUGAAGGACGGGGUGUGCGACAGAAGCACAGUUCCUUCAGGUGAGGCUUCAUCUGUGAGCUCCAUCAGCCGCGUAUUGAGGGCCCGAUUUGGCAAAAAAGAUGACGAGGAUGACUGUGAUAAGAAGGAUGAAGAUGGAGAAAAGAAAACAAAGCAUAGCAUCGAUGGCAUCCUCGGUGAUAAAUGUAACCGCACAGACGAAGGUUCAGAUGUAGAUUCGGAGCCCGACUUGCCCCUGAAGAGGAAGCAGAGACGCAGUCGCACCACCUUCACCGCUGAGCAGCUGGAGGAGCUGGAGAAGGCUUUUGAAAGGACACAUUACCCAGAUAUCUACACCAGAGAGGAACUGGCCCAGAGGACAAAACUCACAGAGGCCAGAGUACAGGUGUGGUUUAGCAACAGGCGAGCUCGGUGGCGUAAACAGGCCGGGGCCAAUCAGCUAGCGGCCUUCAACCACCUGCUUCCUGGAGGAUUCCCACCCACAGGGAUGCCAAGUUUACCCACAUACCAGCUCCAAGAGUCCAGCUACCCCGGCACCACGCUAUCGCAGGAGGGCAGUACAUUGCAUAGACCCCAGCCCCUGCCUCCGUCCUCCAUGCACCAGGGAGGCCUGACUGCUGACGGCAGCUCUGCUUACGGUCUGUCAUCCAAUCGACACGGCUUCUCCAGCUACUCCGACACCUUCAUGAGCCCCUCAGCAUCCAGCAACCACAUGAACGCUGUCGGCAACGGGCUCUCCCCACAGGUGAUGAGUAUCCUGAGUAACCCCAGCGCCGUAUCCUCCCAGCCCCAGCACGACUUUUCCAUUUCCCCCCUGCACGGCAGCCUGGAGAGCUCCAACCCCAUCUCUGCCAGCUGCAGCCAGCGCUCUGACACCAUCAAGGACAGUCUGGCUUCCUCUCAGUCAUACUGCCCCCCCACCUACAGCGCCACCAGCUACAGCGUGGACCCCGUCACUGCAGGUUACCAGUACAGCCAGUACGGCCAGACUGCUGUGGACUACCUGGCCAAGAACGUGAGCUUGUCCACCCAGAGGAGGAUGAAACUUGGAGACCACUCGGCCGUGCUGGGACUGCUGCAGGUGGAGACGGGACAGGCCUACUAA